This is a messenger RNA of Saccharomyces cerevisiae S288C, 1464 nucleotides long. RefSeq names its product E3 ubiquitin-protein ligase RAD18 (gene RAD18). The coding region runs from base 1 to 1464 and encodes 487 amino acids. The transcript has a single exon. Gene Ontology annotation, biological process: DNA damage tolerance; protein ubiquitination; DNA repair. Gene Ontology annotation, cellular component: nucleus. Gene Ontology annotation, molecular function: ubiquitin protein ligase activity; DNA binding; single-stranded DNA binding. The record is from RefSeq and is marked reviewed. Lineage: Eukaryota; Fungi; Ascomycota; Saccharomycetes; Saccharomycetales; Saccharomycetaceae.
AUGGACCACCAAAUAACCACUGCAAGCGACUUCACGACUACUUCAAUACCGAGCCUGUACCAAUUGGAUACACUUUUGAGAUGUCACAUUUGUAAAGAUUUUCUAAAAGUCCCCGUCUUAACACCUUGUGGCCAUACAUUUUGUUCCCUUUGUAUUAGAACACAUUUGAAUAACCAACCAAAUUGUCCUCUCUGCCUUUUCGAGUUCAGAGAGUCCUUGCUGAGAAGUGAGUUCCUGGUCAGUGAAAUAAUUCAAAGUUAUACAUCCCUACGAUCUUCCUUACUAGAUGCACUAAGGAUACCGAAGCCUACCCCUGUCCCUGAGAAUGAGGAAGUACCAGGUCCUGAAAAUUCUUCAUGGAUAGAACUCAUAUCAGAGUCUGAAAGUGACAGUGUAAAUGCCGCUGAUGAUGACUUGCAAAUUGUUGCAACAAGUGAAAGAAAACUUGCCAAAAGAUCCAUGACUGAUAUAUUACCACUGAGUUCCAAACCAUCCAAAAGGAAUUUUGCAAUGUUCAGAAGUGAACGUAUCAAGAAAAAAUCAAAGCCAAAUGAACAAAUGGCCCAGUGCCCCAUAUGUCAACAAUUUUAUCCUCUUAAAGCCCUUGAAAAAACACAUUUGGAUGAAUGCCUAACUUUACAAUCACUAGGCAAAAAACCAAAAAUUUCUACCACUUUCCCUACAGAGUCAAAUCCACAUAACAAAAGUUCAUCCAGAUUCAAGGUACGAACUCCAGAAGUCGACAAAAGCUCAUGUGGUGAGACCUCACAUGUGGAUAAGUAUUUAAACUCAAUGAUGAGUGCAGAACACCAAAGAUUGCCGAAGAUCAAUUUUACGUCUAUGACUCAAUCCCAAAUAAAACAAAAACUGUCAUCGUUGGGACUGUCAACUAAUGGUACUAGGCAAAACAUGAUUAAAAGAUACAAUCACUACGAAAUGCUUUGGAAUUCUAAUUUUUGUGAUUCUCUAGAACCUGUUGAUGAAGCUGAACUAAAAAGACAGUUGUUAAGCUGGGAUGUUUCACACAAUAAAACCCCCCAAAAUAGUAGCAACAAGGGUGGAAUUUCUAAAUUAAUGAUAAUGAAGAGUAAUGGGAAAUCUUCUUCAUAUAGGAAAUUACUUGAAAAUUUCAAAAACGAUAAAUUUAAUAGGAAAGGAUGGAUGGUUAUGUUUCGGAAGGAUUUUGCUAGGCUUAUCAGGGAAGCAAAAAUGAAAAUAAAAACAGGUUCAUCGGACAGUUCAGGUUCAGUGGGACAUUCUAAUGAUGGAGAUGGUGUUGAAAAAGUUCAAAGUGACCAGGGAACCGAGGAUCAGCAAAUGGAGAAGGAUCAGGACACUGUUAUCAACGAAGAUAGAGUUGCUGGUGAAAGAAAUUUGCCUAACGAAGAUUCAACUGAUGCUGACUUAUCAAGAGAAUUAAUGGACUUGAAUGAAUAUAGUAAAGACCCACCCGGUAACAAUUAA